UAUAACAUAAAAUCUCAGUAGGUGUGACACAACUAAUUAUUUGCGAUAGUAAUGAUUACAAAUUGCUCGUUAUAAGUCUCCCAUAGCAAUGGAGUCGAGGGUCACCAGCGGCACAGGUCCACCGAACACCAUUAUGAUACAGCUGGUGUCCCAACAGCCCAGUUCCUGUGGACAGAUGCAGGCCAUGCCCAUUUUCCCUAAUUUCUCGCGCGGCAUGAACCAACCUCCACCGGUGUACUAUGUUCUUCGACCAGAAGACCGCGUAAUGCCCAUCUACAUACCACCUCCGAGGUUUAACAAUGGGCAAGGAGGAAGGAUGGCGGCGGAGUGUCCUUGCUGUGGCCAUGCCAAGUCAUUGUGCACGGAGGAACCUCUAGGAGUCCACGGAGCGCAGAAACAGUUUGUCAAAUUAGAGAAGGAAACUCCUGGAUAUCGGGAUCAAUGCACUAACACCAUUGAGCAGCCAGAUGUGGGAAAUAUAAGGACGAUUUACGAAACCUUAGGACGUGCAAUGGUCACUGCCGCCGUAGAGGCAGCACAGAGAUCCCAGCCAGCAGGACCCUCAGAUCCGACAAAUGUAAUAUUGAAACUAUUAACCCAGUUGGGGGAGCAGAAUCAAACAACGAGCUGGAGUCCGCAUUCAGAAGGAGGAGCAGGAAGUCCCGACCACCAACCAGAUAUGAACAGGCACAAAGCCAGCUUUUCGGAAAUAGUCCGCGUGGUGAAGAGGACCUCGUCUGACCCAGCCAUUGCUAAAGGGCCACCAGAUGAGCUAGAUGAGCAACGUAGGCUUCCAUCUGUACUCUCCGAUGGUCGUCUACACGUCGAUUAUCCCAAAACGCCAAGACCAACACCAACAUUCUCCGUCGAAUCUGAAAACACCCUCGAUUCUGGUUACUCGCCAAAUCUGGAAAACUCCAUUGGACAUAGCCAGGCGUAGCAAUGAGAUGCUCUUCACCAAAGUUACCUAUAUCAGAAAAUAUUAAAUCUUCCACAUGACAAUUAUUAAACUUUAUGCUCAUUGGCCUUGAAGCUUUAAUAGUGACAAAUCCUUUGGAAUCAAGUAAAUAAUUCUAUAAUGC
Messenger RNA from Drosophila simulans, 1082 nucleotides. RefSeq lists its product as uncharacterized. Lineage: Eukaryota; Metazoa; Arthropoda; Insecta; Diptera; Drosophilidae. The record is from RefSeq and is a predicted model, not a curated record.